AUGGUUAGACCGAAUUCUACCGAUGUGCCCGACUUCAUCCUCCUGGGGCUGGUGGAUUCUGCAGAGACACAGCUGGGCCUCUUCCUGCUCUUCCUCCUCAUCUACCUGGUCACGGUGCUGGGGAACGCAGGGAUGAUCCUGCUCAUCUGCCUGGACCCCCAGCUGCACACGCCCAUGUACUUUUUCCUCACUCACCUGUCCUUCCUCGACCUCAGCUACUCCAGUGUCAUCACCCCCAGAGCCUUACAGGACUUAGUGUCUUCCACCAAGAGCAUCUCAUUCCUGGGCUGCUUCACCCAGAUGUACUUUUUCAUCCUCUUUGGUGGCACUGAAUGCUUUCUGCUCUCCUCCAUGGCCUACGACCGCUAUGUGGCUAUCUGCAGCCCUCUGCACUAUCCGGUCAUUAUGUCCCCAGGACUGUGCUGGGGCCUGCUCGCUGGUCCUUAUGUGCUUGGCUUUUUCGACUCCACCAUUAAUGCCAUCUUCAUGAGCAGACUGCACUUCUGCAAUGUCAAUGUCAUCCAUCACUUUUACUGUGACACAUCCCCAGUGUUAGCCCUGUCCUGCAGUGACACCUAUAAGGUUGAAAUCAUGGUACUUCUUGUUGCUGGUUCCACCCUGAUAGUGUCCCUCAUCACCAUCUCUGGAUCCUACAUGUCCAUCCUCUCCACUAUCCUGAAAAUUAACUCUACUUCAGGAAAGCAAAAAGCCUUCUCCACCUGUGCCUCGCACCUUGUGGGCGUCUCCAUCUUUUACAGCACUAUGAUGUUUACUUACCUCAAGCCGAAGCAGUCCUACUCCCUGGGCAAGGAUCAGGUGGCCUCUGUGUUUUACACCAUUGUGACCCCCAUGCUGAAUCCCCUCAUCUACAGCCUCAGGAACAGAGAGGUGAAGAACGCUGUCCUGAGAGUGCUAGAAAAGGGGGUUGGAUUAUAG
Octodon degus (degu) is the source of this 936-nucleotide messenger RNA. Its product is annotated as olfactory receptor 8H1-like. Gene Ontology annotation, biological process: sensory perception of smell; G protein-coupled receptor signaling pathway. The coding region runs from base 1 to 936 and encodes 311 amino acids. Gene Ontology annotation, cellular component: membrane. The record is from RefSeq and is a predicted model, not a curated record. Gene Ontology annotation, molecular function: odorant binding; G protein-coupled receptor activity; olfactory receptor activity. Lineage: Eukaryota; Metazoa; Chordata; Mammalia; Rodentia; Octodontidae. The transcript has a single exon.